AUCAGCUUAAGAAAGUAAUUAUCCCUUAUAAAGAAAUUCUGAACAGUUACUGUAUUUUCUACCUUCCUACGCCUCAAUCACCACUGCAUUUCUUCCGAAGAAGAGCUCGGCGAACACCACCACCAUCCGGGUUUGGGCAACAACUCUCCAUAGAGAAGAGAAGAGAAGAGGAUAUGUCGAUAUCGAGCAACAGCGACACGAGCUGGGUCGGAAAGAAGCCCAUUAGACGCCUCGGUGGAAUGGCCGACGCCCUUUCCAUAGCUACCGAUCUCGGCUUCUCCGUCCCUCCUCCUACCCUCAACAACCAGGAAGAGACACAAAGCAUGUCAUCGAUGUCUAACAGUGACAAGAGUGAUGACUUGAUUAAAGUCUUACGAGAGCUUACUUCUGUACAACGAAACAUUGCAAACUUGAAAGUAGAAGUUCAAGGUCGAAAGGAUGACAAGAACGUCGCACAUCUAACACAUGUGAGUGAAAUGGAAAAGAAGUGCGAGUCUCUGGCUAGGAUUACUGCUAUAUUAAAAGAUGUCAUUCAGAACAAGGAUCGCAUCAUAGCUCGACUUCAGCAACCAUAUUCACUCGAUUGCAUUCCAGUGGAAGCAGAAUAUCAGAAACAAUUUUCGGAGUUGUUGCUAAAGGCUGCUAGUGAUUAUGGAGCCUUGACAGCAUCUGUUGAAGAUUUCCAGUGGAGCCAGAAUUUUAGAGAAUCACCGACAGUGUGGGGUGAAAUGUUGCGCCCAAUUCCAGUUGCUCUAGCAUCUUGCACCCGCUUCUUUGAAGCAAUGUCUGCAAUGAGGGAAUCACUUGCGACACUUCAGCAUUUGCGCGUGGGCCCGUCCUCCUUGCCCAUGACACCUGCAAAAGAUAAUUCUCAAGGGGUAGGGGAACCCGAAUGUGUGACACCACUGCCUCCUUGGCAAGAAGAGGCAAGCUCUGAUGACCUAGUCAGAAGCAAUAGGAGACAAGGGGUGGAGAACCAGCGGGAGGAUGAAGAUGGAAAAAGUGAGGUCGGUGACCCUAAUCGGGUGGAUUCCAUGAGCCAAAGGAGGUUGUCUUGGCCCCCCUCAGUCAAGAAGAGUAUAUGAGAUGCAACAAUUUCUUGUGUUUUUGUUCCAUAUGUUGAUUCAUUUCUGAUGCCUCUUUGUAUUUUUGGACGGGAUAUCAAUUGUGAGAUGGUCCUUUUGUAUUGUUUAGAUAUAGGUAUUCAUUUGUUUGUGAUGGUUAGGACUCACAAUGUGUGUUGUGUUCUACUGUUUGAGAAAAAUACAUGUUCAACUAUUUGAGAGAA
Molecule: messenger RNA, 1288 nt
Organism: Magnolia sinica
Lineage: Eukaryota; Viridiplantae; Streptophyta; Magnoliopsida; Magnoliales; Magnoliaceae
Product: AUGMIN subunit 2
Exons: 6
Coding region: 174-1085 (303 amino acids)
Biological process (GO): microtubule nucleation; spindle assembly; microtubule organizing center organization
Cellular component (GO): mitotic spindle microtubule
Source: RefSeq, a predicted model, not a curated record